Messenger RNA from Vanderwaltozyma polyspora DSM 70294, 1791 nucleotides. RefSeq names its product DNA-directed DNA polymerase IV (gene POL4). The record is from RefSeq and is a predicted model, not a curated record. NCBI's taxonomy places the organism in Eukaryota, Fungi, Ascomycota, Saccharomycetes, Saccharomycetales, Saccharomycetaceae. Gene Ontology annotation, cellular component: nucleus. Gene Ontology annotation, biological process: double-strand break repair via nonhomologous end joining. Gene Ontology annotation, molecular function: DNA-directed DNA polymerase activity; DNA binding. Bases 1 to 1791 code for a protein of 596 amino acids. The transcript has a single exon.
AUGUUACUGUUCCAAGGCCAACAAUUCGUCAUACUACCCAAUUCUGAAGGUUCAUACUUGGGCUACCUAACAAGACUAAUUGAAAAAAAUGGUGGACAUUUAAUUUCUUCUGUUGAAGAUGAAACUGGAUCUGGACUGGCGACUAUCGAUAGUUCAACCAUCGUUUUAUUGAACAGUUCCUUUGUCGAUGAAAAUUUCAAUUUAAUCCAAGAGAACUUUUUACUAAGGGAGUUAAGACCAUUUAAUAUAUCUCUUUGGAAUUUCAUUAAGGAAAAUAAUUUAAAAUGCAUUGAUAUUAAAGAUAUUAGCAUAUUUAUUAAAAAUAAGAAAUUCGAUUUAAAUUUAGUACAAUUGGUAAAUAUUGAAGGUCAUUCAGUAUUUAAGCUAAAUGAUGGUGUCACUACUGUACAAACUAUUAAAUCCGAAGGAACUAAUAAUAGUAGUGAUGAGAAAAUUUUAGAAUCAAAAUCAGAAUCAGAAUCAGAAUCAGAAUCAGAAUCAGAAUCAGAAUCAGAAUCAGAAUCAGAAUCAGAAUCAGAAUCAGAAUCAGAAUCAGAAUCAGAAUCAGAAUCAGAAUCAGAAUCAGAAUCAGAAUCAGAGACUGAUAUUGAAAUUGAUGUGAAUAGGAAAACUAAAGGUAACAAUGACAGAAUUGUUAAUCCUCUUGCAAAAUUAGCUCGGAAAUAUAAAGUUGAAGGAGAUACUUUUAGAGCAAGAAGUUAUAAUCUAGCAAUUUUAUCAAUUGACAAAUAUACUUUACCGAUUACAUCAGGAAUUCAAGCACAAAAGGAAAUACCAAACAUCGGUCCAAGUAUAGCAAAAAAGAUUCAACGUAUUUUAGAUACUGGAACAUUACCAGGAUUGGAGCAGGCAAGUGAACAAUUCGACUCUUUACAAUAUUUUUCAACUUGUCAUGGAGUUGGUUCUGAAACUGCCAAGAGAUGGAAUUCAUUAAAGUUAGACUCUUUUAAAGAUGUCUUGGAAAAAUUUCCAAAUGAAUUUGCCGUCGAAUGGCCAAUAUUAUUUGGUUGGUCUUAUUAUGAAGACUGGCAAAAGAAGAUUCCAAGAUCAGUUUGUGCAAAAUAUUUACAAAUUGUUGAAGAUGAACUCUUCCUGUUAGACCCCGAUUUCAAAGUAGAAUUACAAGGAAGUUUCAAUCGUGGCUUGCCAGAAUGUGGUGACCUAGAUUUAUUGUUUUAUAAGCCUGGUUGCGACGAUCUAAAUGUUCUAUGUAGAACUAUUGAAGAAAUUGCCAUUAGAUUAUACAAAAAAAGUUUUGUAAAAUGUUUUUUACAAUUAACUGAACAAAUUGAAAAGGUAUUUGGAAAUCAGGUAAGAGAGCGACUAGCAAAAAUUCGGUUGACUGAAAAUAAACCUAAGAAAUUCAAUUUAGCACCGAGGAUUAAGAAAGCCUUACUGGGUGUUCAAUUACAGGAACCAAUAUCAAUCGAACCUCAUAAUGAGAUUGUGGAAUUGAAAGAUAACGACAAAUUCAUGUCAUUAAGCAAUGAAGAUACCAGUAAAUAUGAUUAUUGUAGAAGAAUGGAUUUCUUUAUUUGUAAAUGGUCAGAAUUGGGUUCUAGUCGAAUUCACUUCACAGGUUCAAGUGAAUACAAUAGAUGGAUGAGGUUGAAAGCCAUUGAAAAGGGUAUGAAAAUGACACAGCACGGACUAUUCAAGGACGAUCGAUUAUUAGAGAGUUUCAAUGAGAAAAAGAUAUUUGAAUUAUUAGAUAUCGAAUAUGUUGAACCUCAGUUACGAAAUCAAGUUAACAAAAGACAGAAAAAGUAA